AUGGGCAUCCACGGGCAUCAGGUCUCUCUCGACCCCCUCCCCUGUGACAUCCAUUCGACACCGCCGCCCUCCGACCCCGGCAGCGACAACGACACCCGCAGCCUAGAUGGCGGUCCCAUCGCGCACGAGAUACCCCGCUCGCCAGAGGGAAUGGAAGAGCCGUGGGAGGAUAGGUGCCAGAUCUUGAUGCGCGAGAACAAGCUGCUGAAGGAGAACUGUGAGAGUUGGGAGGACAAGUGUCGAGCUAUCGAAAGCAAGCAAAGGUACCUCGCCGAGCUCAGUGCUAUCUGCGACGCUGCUCGCCUGAGAGAUAUGAAGAGCGAGCUUCGCAAUAUCCUCGACUCGAUCGUGCGCGAAAAGGAAGAGAAUAUGCGCGCUCUGCGCGAGCUCGACCGUGUACGUGACGACAAUCUUCUCGAAUCGCGCAAGGACAUUGUCCCCUUCCCCACCUCUCCCCACGUGGCAUCUGAGCUCCCGCCUCUAUCUCGAGGGAUCAGCCACCGUAUAUCCAACCUCUUCCCGCCCCGACGCCACAGCAUGUCCCCUUACAACCUCGAGCGGGGAAGAUCGAGGGUCGCGCGCAAGGUGCGGUCUGUCACUGGGACUGGACCACCACCGCUCGGGAAGAGAGUGUCGGUAGAGCAGAGAUUGACGAUUGAGAAUUGGAGGCAGAAGGCGGGAGAGAGCGAAGAGGUGGUGAUGCAGAGCCCGACGAGUUUGACGCGCCCGUUGAGCCCGAUGAGUGGGGAUGAAUGGCAAGAGGUGAUGAUUGCUGCCGUCCAUCCAUCAGACCGGAUCGACAUUGCCCGUACCCAGUCGAGUAAUACCGAUAUUGGGCCGUUGCCUGCCGUCGAGGGAGUGGUUCUGGAAACCAGAAAAGUGUUGCCGGUAAAGGCGAGGCCUGUGACCAAAAAGUACUCUUCGUGGUUGAGGAGAAAGGUCGGAAAGUAA
Molecule: messenger RNA, 951 nt
Organism: Cryptococcus wingfieldii CBS 7118
Lineage: Eukaryota; Fungi; Basidiomycota; Tremellomycetes; Tremellales; Cryptococcaceae
Exons: 2
Coding region: 1-951 (316 amino acids)
Source: RefSeq, a predicted model, not a curated record